AUGGCUCGGUAUCUCAGCUUGCGAGGAGAAAGGCUGGCAGCAGCUCGCAUCGUGCUGGUCGUCCUGCCUGCAUUCCUGCUGUUUGGCUACAACCAGUCCUCUCUCGGGGGAGUGCUCGCCUUUGCCUCGUUCACCAAGACCUUCCCCCAGAUUGACACUACGAAUACCAAAGGCGCUACCAAAGCGCAUAACGCAACUGUCCAAGGUACGGUCGUCGCCAUAUACACCCUUGGCUGUCUCUUUGGUGCGCUCUCAUGCACCGCCAUCGGCAACCGCGUUGGCAGGAGAAAGACUCUCGUAAUCAGCGCCCUGACUGCCAGUAUCGGUUUAAUACUGCAGGCAUCGUCGUAUGGACUGCCUCAGAUGAUCGUCGGCCGGCUCGUCUCCGGCUUUGGCGUAGGCAGCGUCAACACGAUCGUCCCGGUCUGGCAGUCAGAGACCUCCCAGCCCAAGAGUCGGGGUAAGCACGUCGUCGUGCUGGGUUCGUUCAUCGCGACGGGCAUCGCUGCGGCGGCGUGGGUCAACUAUGGCCUGUCUUUCGUCCAGGACAGCUCCGUCAGCUGGCGCUUGCCCCUGGCCAUUCCACUCAUUUUCACUGCUAUCUUGAUGGCUUCCGCAUUCUGCUUCCCGGAGUCGCCCCGAUGGCUCGUUCAGAAGCAGCGGAUGGAGGAGGCUAGAGAGGUGUUAUCGAUCCUCCAAGAUCGCCCAGCUGAUGAUGAUACCCUCACGCAAGAGCUGGACACGAUCAGACAGGCCUGCGAAGCCGAGAAACAGCACGACGCCGGCUUCCAGUUGCUUUUCACGAUAGGCCACCAGCGUCUCUUCUACCGGACCGUGCUGGCCUUUCUGGUCAAUUUCAACGCGCAGAUGACCGGCGCCAACGUCAUCUCGUACUACGCGACCACCAUCUUCAGCGAGUCGCUCGGCUUUCGAGGCCACAGCGCCUCGCUGCUUGCUGCGGGGGUGCUGACCUGGAAGAUCGUCACGGCCUCGUUUGCGUUCCUGACCGUCGACCGCUUCGGCCGCAAGCCGCUGUUCAUGGUGUCUGGAUUCGGCAUGAGCGUGUCCAUGAUCUGUCUCGCGAUCACCGUGUCGCACAUCUCGUCCCCUGCGGCAGGGAGGGCUGCGGUGUUCUUCCUCUUCCUGUACAUGAGCUUCUUCCCGCUGGGGUUUCUGGGUGCGAAUUUCCUGUACUCUGCGGAGAUUUCUCCACAGCAUUUGCGGGUGCAUCUCGCUGCUGUCGGGACUGCUACACAUUGGCUUUUCAACUUCGUCAUCGCGGAGAUCACGCCCAUCUGCUUCAACAACAUCGGUUAUCGGACGUACAUCAUCUAUGCCGUGACGGGGGCAUUUGUCCUGCCUACAGUGUACUUUCUCUUCCCGGAGACGAGCGGCAGGUCGCUCGAGGAGAUUAGCUGGAUAUUUGAGCGGCCGCGACAUUGGUGGCUGGUGCCCAGGGCUGCAGCUGCAGCGGGCCUUCAGCAGCUUACGCCCUUGCGGGAGGCCGAAGAUGACGAUCUGAAGGCAGAAGCUAUACACGUUCCGUAA
Molecule: messenger RNA, 1548 nt
Organism: Rasamsonia emersonii CBS 393.64
Lineage: Eukaryota; Fungi; Ascomycota; Eurotiomycetes; Eurotiales; Trichocomaceae
Exons: 3
Coding region: 1-1548 (515 amino acids)
Biological process (GO): transmembrane transport; carbohydrate transport
Cellular component (GO): membrane
Molecular function (GO): carbohydrate:proton symporter activity
Source: RefSeq, a predicted model, not a curated record